UGCUUUUGGUUUGUAUAUUUAUGGAUUUAUGUAGCUGUGGAAAACCUCUGCGCAAUGAAGAUGAAAUGAGCAUGCAUGCGGCUAGAACUAAACACACCAACUUUGCUGCUUGUGAACACAAGGUGAAGCCAUUGGAUGAGGCAACCAAGAAGGAACAACUUCAAAGGGUGCAGGAUUUGCUGGCACAGAAGAGACUUGAGAAUGAAGAGAGAGAUCGGAAAGAACAGAUCCUGAAAGAGAAAAAGAGACGAUCUGAAGGGAAAGAAAUAUCGAAGUUACGCGAAUACAAAGAAGAUUUUGAUAGGAAAAAACUUAUGGAAGACUUAAAGAGAGACAGAUUACAGAAAAAAUUGGCACGGGAUCAAGUUUUAGACAAUAUUAGGAAAGAUCGUGAAGCAAUGCAAGAGAAUGACAAAAGGAGGCAAGGAGGAUCUCUUUCUGCUAAUUCUACUGCAACAGUUAAACUUGAGUCCCCUACUGAACACACCCAAAAUGUUGCUGAUAGAGAUUAUUCUGAAUGUAAACUGCUGAUUCGAUUACCAACAGGUGAAAGCUUGAAGAAAGAAUUCAAAGCUAAAGAAUCAUUGGCUGCUGUUAGGGUUUAUGUGAUGACCAAGUGGUCCAAAGACGAUAACUCUGUUCCCAAGUUGUCCACAGCUUUCCCCCGCAAAGUUUACACAAAUGAUGAUAUGGCUAUGUCACUUCUUCAACUUGGCUUGGUUCCAUCAGCUGUCAUCAAUGUUUCUUGAAUCAAGUGAAAAUAUAGCAAUUAAAGAAGCCAGACAACUCACUAAAACAAUGCUUAGGGUUUCACAGCAACAAAAUAUCUUUUCAGAGCAAAACAGAAAACAAAACUUGUUCUACAUACAA
This is a messenger RNA of Octopus sinensis (East Asian common octopus), 870 nucleotides long. Its product is annotated as UBX domain-containing protein 1. NCBI's taxonomy places the organism in Eukaryota, Metazoa, Mollusca, Cephalopoda, Octopoda, Octopodidae. The transcript has 7 exons. The record is from RefSeq and is a predicted model, not a curated record. Gene Ontology annotation, molecular function: protein binding. Bases 21 to 749 code for a protein of 242 amino acids.